CGACUGUCUGGCUCCUCUCUUGGCUGCCACAGACGGCGGGCGACUCUCGUUCUUAGAUAGAAGUGAUUGCUCCGCCGGCCGAUGGCAGAAACGUCCGGGCUUCCUUUGCCGGGACCUUUUCUCGAUUUCCUCGAAGCAAACGGGCUUAACCCUGCGAUAUAUACUGCAAGCAACUCCAUUCCUCGUUAUAUACGGUUGAAGCCUGGGAGUGAAUCGCUUACCGAAGAGAUUGAAGCUGAGAUGCAGUGUAAGCUUGAGAGAGUUGGUUGGUUGCCUGGUUUCUAUUCGCUUCCUCCACAAAUUCAGAUUGCCAGCUCUCAGGCGUACAAAGAGGGAAAGAUGUAUGGAGUCGAUGCAGCCUCUGGGGCUGCUGUUCUUGCUUUGGAUGUCUCAGUGGGAGAUCACGUUCUUGAUCUUUGUGCGGCUCCUGGUGCUAAACUUUGUAUGAUAUUGGACCUUCUUGGCGAUUCUGGGUCGGUAACUGGUGUUGAUGUUGCAAGCCACAGGCUUGCAGCUUGUAGAACCAUGAUUCAGAAGUAUGGAAUUGGUGAUAGGUGCCGGCUUUUCGUCUCUGAUGGGACAAAGUUCUCCCUCAUUCCUGUGAAGGGUUGUUGGGAUUCUACUUCAUUUCAACAGGUCAACCAGAAUUGGGGUGGGGACGAUGUAUUUAAGGAGUGGACAUCUAGAAGACCAUGGAAAGAGAGGAAAAGAAAAGCUAAAACAAGGAAAUCCUCGUCAUUGAAAGUAGUUGCGGAAAGCGAUCAUCUUCCUGAACUGAUCUUUUAUGGGAGAAAUUCUGGAGUUGUUGGGUUGACCAAAAGUGAAUUGCAUCAAUCUCCACCUGAUAGUGAAGUCUCGAGCAAUGGCUAUGACAAAGUUCUGGUCGAUGCAGAAUGCACACAUGAUGGUUCAAUUAGACAUGUCCAGAAGUUUGAACAAUGGGGUUGGGAAACUCUCAACCAACGUGUAUUGAAUGCCGAGAGAACUGACAACUUGACCACUCUCCAGUUAAACCUUCUAAGAAAUGGGUUCAGGUUACUGAAAGUCGGUGGAUCCCUUGUCUACAGCACUUGCAGUUUAACAGUUUGCCAGAAUGAAGAAGUGAUAAUGAGGUUUCUAGCAGAGAAUGCUUCUGCUGAAUUGUUGGAGAUCGAUGCUGCGAGAGAUUGGCCAUGCAGGAGUGGAAGCAUACCAAAGACCUUGCGCUUUGAUCCUGUGGUGUCAAAAACCAGUGGACUGUUUGUAGCCAAGUUCACAAAACUAAGCCCGUAGCAGUUCUUUACUUGAUACGCGGACAAGUGCGUUUGUAUAUUUCACCCUGUGCUUGUUAUUUUUAAGAUACCUGGAGAAUGAGCAUUUUCGGUCUCUGUGGAUGUUGCAAAGUUGAAAAGGAAACUGGUCUGAUGGUUUCUGCAAAGUGAUUGAAAUGCGAACAAUUCCAUAACUUAA
Linum trigynum is the source of this 1449-nucleotide messenger RNA. The record is from the annotation of a GenBank genome assembly. Lineage: Eukaryota; Viridiplantae; Streptophyta; Magnoliopsida; Malpighiales; Linaceae.